AUGACUGCAACUAGCUGGACAGACGCUGCGGCGACGCCCUCGCAGCCGGCGGGCAGCGGCCUCUUCACGUCGGGCGCUACCGUGUCGAUUGACGCUCCAGCAAGCGUCGUGUUCGACAUCAUCACCAGCUACUCCCGAUACAGCGAAUGGAACACGUGGACGCCAACCCUCGCUUUUGAGGAUGCGGAUGGGAAUGUCGCGGCGGGAGCAGAGGGCAGGCUUAAGACGAUUAUGAAGGCGCAGAACCGUGCCUACGACAUCCCCAUUGAGAUCCUGGAGUUGGACCGAACAUCUGAGACGCACAAACUGGCCUGGCGGAGCAAACUACUACCUGGGUGGGCAGCAAAAGCAGAACGAGUUCAAACCGUGACGCCAGUCUCAGGCAAUAAUGGUGCUUGUGAGGUGAAGACCUGGGAGACGAUGAGUGGGCCGGCAGCCUAUGUCUUCAAGUACCUCAUGGGCGUGCCCAAGCAGCUUAACGAGUCGAAUGUCAACUAUCUCGCCGAGCUCAAAACAUACGCGGAAGGGAAGCAGGCCGGACAGGCUUAG
This is a messenger RNA of Penicillium lagena, 549 nucleotides long. Its product is annotated as SRPBCC domain-containing protein. The transcript is spliced from 2 exons. The record is from RefSeq and is a predicted model, not a curated record. The coding region runs from base 1 to 549 and encodes 182 amino acids. Lineage: Eukaryota; Fungi; Ascomycota; Eurotiomycetes; Eurotiales; Aspergillaceae.